Arthroderma uncinatum is the source of this 705-nucleotide messenger RNA. RefSeq lists its product as uncharacterized. The transcript has a single exon. The record is from RefSeq and is a predicted model, not a curated record. Lineage: Eukaryota; Fungi; Ascomycota; Eurotiomycetes; Onygenales; Arthrodermataceae. The coding region runs from base 1 to 705 and encodes 234 amino acids.
AUGGGCUGGCUAUGGAGUAGUGCUCCGGCUCCGGCUGAGCAGCCACAGAAAUCAGAGCCCUCUCCUCCCGUGGCGAACAAUGCGAGCUCAUUUCCCUCCGGCAAUUCGCCAGAAAAUCCUACACCACCGCGGCCUCAGAAACCUCUAAGUCGCGACGAGCUUGCAGAUGCCGAGCUGAACGAGCUACUAAAGUCGUUAAACACCUCCUCUUCCACCGCCUCCACUGAGAGCAAUGCGCCGUCUACCCCUAAAUCCCGAACCUCCAAGCCAUUACCUUCACAAUCCAUGGAUGGGAAAUCGCCAUCUACGCAAUUCCAGUCGGAGUCCCUCUACCCAAAAACCAUGUCCUGUCGGUCCGCCUUCGACUACGCAUAUUUCUGCCAAUCCUUCGGAGGCCAGUGGGUAAAUGUCUAUCGAUACGGUGAACUCCGGUCAUGCAGCGAGCACUGGUCAGACUUUUGGUUCUGUAUGCGCUCGAAGAGUUUACCUGAUGAGGAAAGGGAAAAGGCCAUAUCUGAUAGGUAUCGGAGGAAAUCUAUUAAGUACAAGACUGGUCCUAGCAGUGAGGAUGUCUGGGAGCUUAGAAAAGAGCCGGUUAGGGGAGCAUUCCAGGGAGACUACCUAGCCUUUGAGAAAGAGAUGGAACGGCUAAGGCAGCAAGAAGACGAAGCAAAAGUAAAGGGAGAGCAAGGGAUGGUGAUAUGA